Molecule: messenger RNA, 3064 nt
Organism: Caenorhabditis auriculariae
Lineage: Eukaryota; Metazoa; Nematoda; Chromadorea; Rhabditida; Rhabditidae
Source: the annotation of a GenBank genome assembly
AUGCUCACAUUAAGGCCGCUUUGCGGUGUUUUCCUACUCACAAGUGAGUUUAUUUUAUUAAAAAUUUUUUUGAUUAGACGAAAAAAUGCUAGAAUUGUGCUAGACGUUGACAACUUUACAGUAGUUUCAUCGGCCCCGUCUAAAGCCUCGCUAAAAAUCGCAGUCGUGGGCGAAGGCGUCAUCGGUUUGAACACGGCUACGGCGAUUUUUGAGCUUGCCCAGGAGCGCGGAAUUUCACCACCGGUUGAGUACAGUAAUGAAAAAAAUUGAACACUCAAUAAAAAAAUUAGUGAUUUUUCUUUUUUUAAAAAAAGAUUAAAAAAAAUUAAAAAAUAGAAAUGAACCUUUUUUUCACUAUCACGUGACGUCACAGCUGAAAAAAAUGACAAACUCCAUAAUUCAAAUUCAAAUUUGUCGCAAAAAGUUUCCAAUAAAAAAAUAAAUAAGAAUAAAUUUUUGAAUUUUUCAAAGAAAUUUUUUUAAUUCUUUUUGCGCGUCCCCCGAAUAGUGUACGCGAAAUUGCGUCGCUCUGCUUGCUUUUGUGUUUUUUUGAUAAUACGACAAAAUCUCAAGUCCGCAAAUCUCGAGGACCGUAAUCUUGUGUACGCAGAUCUAAAGUCCCAUAAUCUUGGAAACCAAAAUCUUGGAGACCAAAAUCUUGGAAACCACAAUCUUGGAAAGUAAAAAUCAACGCUUUUGCGAAUAGAUUUUAUCAGAAAUUGUAUUCGGUGAUCCAAAGAAGAGAAUAUAAGUAGAUAAAGUGCAAUAAAGAAGACUAAAAAGGAAGAUUUUUGCUUUCCAAGAUUGUGGUUUCCAAGAUUUUGGUCUCCAAGAUUUUGGUUUCCAUUAUGGGACUUUUAGAUCUGCGUACACAAGAUUACGGUCCUCGAGAUUUGCGGACUUGAGAUUUUGUCGUACCAUCGUUUUUUUUUACAAAAAUUAAUUUUAUGGUUUUAGAAAGAAUAAUUUUUCCCGUAAUUGAGUUCAGUCCAAUGAAAUCAAUGAAAUGAUGUUUCUGCAACAACGCAUUUUCAGUCGAUCGAGAUUUUCCACAACAAAGAUUUCAAAGACAUCUUGAGUAAAAACAUUGCCGGCCUUUUCCGAGUCGACGAUGGAUCUGAUAUUAACAAGUUUUCCUUUUAAAUGCUUCUCAUAUGAAGAAUAUAUUACUUAGGAAGUAUGGAAGAGACACCUUCACUCGACUGGCGAAGUACUGGCGUCAACACGGCGGACGAAGUGGUGUUCAACUCGUUUCAGGACACAUAAUCAGCGACAAUCCGGAGAAACUUCAAGCUCAGGUAUACUUUUUUGCUUGUUUUCUUCGAGAGUACUUCCAAGAUGAACUAAAAUUUUUUAGAGGAAAAACUACGGCGAUAUAGUGUACAACUACCGCGAUCUGGACGACCGAGAGCUUCACGGACCUGCUUCUCUCUUUGAUUUCCCACUUAACAGGUUUUUUUUUACUUUUUUGGCAUACCAUUAGCUGUUCUCAAAAACAGUUCGUCGCAAGGGAUCCACUACACGGCCUUCACUUCAGAGGGGCUCCUUUUCUGUCCUUUUUUGAAGAAGGAACUCAUCGCCCGAGGCGUCAAAUUCACUAAGCGGAACUUGAAGAAUUUGAACGAGGUCUUUCGUUUUCAGAAAACUUGAUUUUGAGGAUUUUUGUUAGCUUGGCACCAAGUUUGAUGUUGUCGUCAAUGCUGCCGGACUGUACGGUGGGGUUCUGGCGGGUGACGACGCUGGAAACGUCUUUCCGAUUCGAGGAGUCCUUCUGCGGGUUUGAAAAAAGAUCCAUAUUUCACGUCAGCAAAAAUUUCCAGGUGGAUGCUCCAUGGCAAAAACAUUUUCUCUAUCGAGACUUCGGAACCUUCACUAUUCCAGUGUGAGUUCAGCUAUAACCCCAAUGAGUACUCUGUUUAUUUAGUGCGCUCAAUAGGAAAUUUUGCAAGUCUUUUCCAUUCAAAAUCAAUUUUUUGUUGAUUAUUUCUUUUCGGACAGCUGAAUUCGAUUGUAGAAUUCAAAAAUCUUUGCUGGAGGAAAUUAUCGUAGGCUCACUGCGCUAAGGCAGCGGAAAAACGACUUUUUUUUGACAAUUUUACGACAAUUUUUUCUGCUCAAGAUUUUUUGUAACGUUUCUCCCUGUUAACAGCCCGAUUGAAACUAGGCCGAAAGAAUAUGAAUUUUGUUUUAUUGAUUUAAAAAAAGCACAAAAAAUAGCUACGAAAUCAGGAAAUUGGAAAAGGUUCAGGAAUUUGAAAUGAGAAAAAUUGCAUAAUGCCGUAUUCAAAGUAUUUCCGCGAAAUUCUAAACAUCCGUCAGAGGAAGAAAAAGAUAACUAAAUUUUGGAGAGUCAGAGAUGAUUUUGGAUUUCGAGGAGAUUAAUUUGAACACGAAAUAAGUCGAGAAACAGCAUACAAAUUUUGAGACAACUGACCAUCGUGGAAGAUAGUUUAUUCUUUUAAAAAAUUGGUUUUUUCGAUCCGUUAUUCAAAAACGAAACUGAUUAUGAAACCCCUUUGAAAAUAUAAAUCCAUCAAAACUAAAUAUCUCUUUUUUUUAUUUGGCAUCCUUCAGAAUCGAAGGUGUCGCCGUAGGCACUGUGAAGCAGGUUAAUGAGAUUUACCCCCUCGAAGUCACGUCCAAAGACAAAAUCGACAUUGCAAAGCGCUACAUCGAACUCCAACCCUCCUUCAAAGUAACCUUUUUUUCAAUAAGCCUGUAUCCGUUUUGAAAGUCUCUAUCACUCUUUUUAGGACGUCCAAUUGAAAUCUAGCUAUAUUGGAUAUCGACCAGGCAGGAAGUCGUUGCGCGUCGAGAAACAGGAGAGAAGCGUCGGCUCCAAGAAGUUCAAGGUAAGAUCGGUUUCUUGGACAGCCAUUCUCAUGAACAGGUGGUCCACAACUAUGGACACGGCGGAAACGGCUUCACCUUGGCUUACGGUAGCGCCUUGCAUGCGGCUCACCUCGUCUUGGGUCUCGACACGGCCGAGUACGACCGAAUCGCCCCUCCAACUGUUCCGCCAAAUUCCACCCUUCCAUCCUGGGUUUCUGUCCUUUUCCCAUGA